GGAGGAGGAGGAGGAGGAGGAGGAGGAGGAGGAGGAGUCUGAGAUAACCCAAUAACAUGGCCCCGCGAUGCAACCCCGUACAUAAGCGCCGACGCCUCUCUUUGCCCAAGCCAAGUCAGACUUUAGUCCCUGGCCAGCCCUGCAACCAUCCAAUACAGGCCGCUCCACCGAGGCUCAUCCCUGUCCGUGUUUCAACCGAGCACCAUGAAGGGGAAGACGGAACUAGUAUGCAGGUUGCCGGGAGGUCUUGUCUCCCCUCUCUGAACGAGAGGGUGUGCAAGACCCACUGGGCGCUGCUGACAAUGCAUAUGUUUUUGGUCAUGUGUUUAGCUAGCCUUUUUGAGAGCUCGUAUUGAAAGGCCUGGAUGCAAUUCUGAUGAGGUCAUUGGGAUCGAAAGCUGUUUCCUUGGAUGUCUGGGGUCUGAUGCGACAUCCUCUCCUGUCUCAAUUUGUCUCGAUUCGGAAGCUGGUGAUACUCUCGGGCCCAACACUGGCCAGAACACGGCCUCGUAAAACUCGGAUCUCUUUGGUGCCACUUCCAAAGAUGGUUCGCUGCAUAUAUGCUGAUUGUCUUGG
Aspergillus homomorphus CBS 101889 is the source of this 576-nucleotide messenger RNA. RefSeq lists its product as uncharacterized. Lineage: Eukaryota; Fungi; Ascomycota; Eurotiomycetes; Eurotiales; Aspergillaceae. The record is from RefSeq and is a predicted model, not a curated record. The transcript has a single exon. Bases 57 to 356 code for a protein of 99 amino acids.